AUGGGCAGUGCCCGCCUCCGCGAGUGCAGCUUCCUCUUCUUUGGCGUUAUGGACUGUGUGUUUGGAGAGGAGUUUGCGGCAUACCUUCCCAGCGUUGUGCCGCCUUCGAUUGCCAGCUGCAAGCAGGUCGAGCAAGGUGACGAGAAUCUCAGCAUCUUCGGCUCCGAGGGCUCUGCUGUUUGUGCGUCGGGCUCCUCCCCUGCCAAUGCCAUUGCCAUCAUGGACGAGGUUGAUGCGCAUGGCAACGCCUCUAUUGAACUAGAGGAUGUGGAUGUUGGCCAGAUGGUUGAUGUCAACAACGCCAUUGCUAUCGAGAAAGAGAUCGCUACCGAUACUAUUGGCACCCUCUUUGCAUCUACUCGCAACCACUUCUUACCACACGUUGAGCAAUGCACCGUCGAGUUGAUCGACCUCCUGGACCACUAG
Molecule: messenger RNA, 426 nt
Organism: Pleurotus ostreatus (oyster mushroom)
Lineage: Eukaryota; Fungi; Basidiomycota; Agaricomycetes; Agaricales; Pleurotaceae
Exons: 2
Coding region: 1-426 (141 amino acids)
Source: RefSeq, a predicted model, not a curated record